Molecule: messenger RNA, 1657 nt
Organism: Dipodomys spectabilis (banner-tailed kangaroo rat)
Lineage: Eukaryota; Metazoa; Chordata; Mammalia; Rodentia; Heteromyidae
Product: 1-phosphatidylinositol 4,5-bisphosphate phosphodiesterase gamma-2-like
Exons: 16
Biological process (GO): positive regulation of epithelial cell migration; phosphatidylinositol-mediated signaling; lipid metabolic process
Molecular function (GO): phosphatidylinositol-4,5-bisphosphate phospholipase C activity
Source: RefSeq, a predicted model, not a curated record
CCCAGGAUCACCGCCCACGAGUCCUUGCUUCUGCUGCUCCUGCCCGGCGUGACCGACCAUGACCACCGUGGGCAACGUGGACACCCUUCCCGAGCAUGAGAAGAGUCAGCUCAAGAGGGCUCUGGAGCUGGGCACCGUCAUGACCGUGUUUAGUUUCCGCAAGUGCACCCCCGAGCGGAGGACCGUGCAGGUGAUCAUGGAGACGCGGCAAGUGGCAUGGAGUAAGACGGCGGACAAGAUGGAAGGCUUCUUGGACAUCAUGGAGAUAAAGGAGAUCCGCCCGGGGAAGAACUCCAAGGAUUUUGAGCGUGCGAAAGCUGUGCGCCACAAGGAGGAUUGCUGCUUCACCAUUCUGUACGGCACGCAGUUCGUCCUCAGCACGCUCAGCUUGGCAACCGACUCCAGGGAGGAAGCGGUGAAGUGGCUGUCUGGCCUGAAGAUCCUCCACCAAGAAGCGCUGAGCGCCUCCACCCCAAGCAUGAUCGAGAGUUGGCUGAGAAAACAGAUUUAUUCUGUGGAUCAAACCAGAAGAAACAGCAUUGGCCUCCGAGAGAUGAAGGCCAUUCUGCCCACAGUGAACUUCAAGGUGAACAGCGUGAAACUCCUCAAGGACAAGUUCAUGGAAAUCAGCGCCCACAAAGACGAGCUCAGCUUUGAACAGCUGCAUCUCUUCUACAAAAAGCUGAUGUUCGAGCAGCAGAAAUCGAUACUUGAUGAAUUCAAGAAGGAUUCCUCCGUGUUCAUUCUGGGGAACACGGACCGGCUGGAGGCUUCUGUGGUGUACCUGCAGGACUUCCAGAGGUUCCUCCUGCACGAGCAGCAGGAGCCCUGGGCUCAGGAUAUAAACAAAGUCCGGGAGCGGAUGACCAGGUUCAUCGAUGACACCGUCAGAGAGACUGUGGAGCCCUUCCUGUUUGUGGAUGAGUUCCUCACCUACCUGUUCUCCCGGGAGAACAGCAUCUGGGACGACAAGUACGACACGGUGGACAUGCAGGACAUGAACAACCCCCUGUCCCAUUACUGGAUCUCCUCCUCCCACAACACGUACCUCACCGGGGACCAGCUCCGCAGCGAGUCGUCCACCGAGGCCUACGUGCGCUGCCUGCGUCUGGGCUGCCGCUGCAUCGAGCUGGACUGCUGGGACGGGCCCGACGGGAAGCCCAUCAUCUACCACGGCUGGACCAGGACCACCAAGAUCAAGUUCGAGGACGUUGUGCAGGCCAUCAGGGACCACGCCUUUGUGGCGUCCAGCUUCCCGGUGAUCCUGUCCAUUGAGGAGCACUGCAGCGUGGAGCAGCAGCGCCACAUGGCCAAGGUCUUCAAGGAGGUGCUGGGCGACCUGCUGCUGACCCGGCCCACGGAGGUCAGUGCUGACCAGCUGCCCUCACCCAGCCAGCUGCGGGAGAAGAUCAUCAUCAAGCAUAAGAAGCUGGGUCCCCGAGGGGACGUCGAUGUCAAUGUGGAGGACAAGAAGGACGAGCACCGACAGCAGGGGGAGCUGUCCAUGUGGGACUCCAUUGACCAGAAGUGGACUCGCCACUACUGUGCCAUCGCCGACGCCAAACUGUCCUUCAGCGACGACAUCGAGCAGAGCGUGGAGGAGGAGCCACCCCAGGUACGUCACUGGCCGGGUCUCCGCCGGCUCUGCCGGCCCCAG